AUGAAUGAUUACAUUCCAGACUCAGAGGGCGAAGAGGAGUUUCUUCUACUGCCGUCCUUUGUUUCUAAGGAGAAACUACGGCGAGUAUUAUCAAAUCUUAAUGUCAACGAAAGAAAUGAAGCAACGAAACUCUUAAUGAAAUCAAAAUUUUCUGAAGCUUUAGUAGGUUCAGAAUCGAAUACAGCACAACUUGAUACAAUUCAAGAUGGUGUGACGAUUGCAGUUCAGAAUGAUAUAGAUGAGGAUAUGUUGAUAGAAAAUAACUCAAGAAGAGGAUUGAGAAAAAGAAAGUUUUCAAGUACACAUCCUUAUUUAGCUGAUCAGGCAGAAUGGCUAGGGUUGAUGAGUAUCGGCCGUUUGAAUGAGGUUUAUCAAGAAAAUCAAAACAUGGAUGAUAUUCUUAAAUUCUUGAACAGACUAUACUUGAAUAAGAAAGCGCUGUAUCCAAGUGAAGAGAAAUAUAAGGCUAAAAAUUUUUAUAGUUAUCUAGGUAGAGGUGCAGCGGGGGAAUUGGAAAUGGGACAUGGACACGAUGGAACAGCAAAUAUUGACUCUACAUUAUCGAGCCAACAUAGUAUAAAUCUGGAAAAAUUCCAAGGAAAUGUCAAUGACUUUUACAGCGAUCUGGAAGAUAGUUUAUUUGAGCCACCAGUUAGAACCCAUAGAAUUAACGUCGUAGAAGAAGACGAGGAAUAUGAUAUAGGGUGUGAUGCCAAUAGAGAUCUGUUUGGGCAGUCAGGAAUUCAUCCAUCAAGUGACUCAGACUCCCUGGAAGAGAUAACUGUACGCGUUGGAGGCAGGUUGAGAAAGGAAAAGAAUAUCUUGAGAGGUGUACUUCCGGAAUCUGCCAAAAGACUUGAGCUUUACAAGAAUGCCAGUAGAAAAAGAAAUCAGGAAAGAAAAAGAGAGAUAGAGCAUAGAAAGGGUCUUGCAAUACGGAAGAAAGCAUUGCCUAGUAAAAAGAUAUCGUCGAGAGAUUUAGAGGACACAUUUUUGGAUGAAAACACUUAUUAUCAAAACGAGGAAAUGCAUCCAAUUAUUUAUUCACAGCUUUCUGAUUCUAAUUCUUCUCGAAGCAAAACGGCUAGAGAGAGUGAGAGUGAAAUAGAUUCGAAAAGUGAGAUCUCUAGUGAAAGUGGAAAUGACAGCGAAUGCAGCGUGGUUUCUUUAAGUCAAAGCAUGCCUUCUUUGAAAGACUCUUACUUUGAGAGUCGAGAUUACAGAUACAAUACUUUAAACUUUGAUACAGUCUUAGGCGAUCAGCCCAAUAAUAAAAUUUAUUCUGCAAUUGAAAGUGAUGACUACGAUUCUGUCACAGAAUGGGAUGUUGUUAACCCAAUGUAUGCCUAUGAGACGAAAAGACAAAAUAGAAAGAGCCACUCUACAACGAGGAAAUCAUCCACAGUCAAAAUAAAUAGAAGAAGAAAACAAAAUCGAAAUCAUAUAACUAAUUCUAAGAGAAAGGGUGAGGGCAGAAAUCCGUUCAAUAGGUCAUUUUACCAAAAAAGAGGUGUAUAUGAUAGAAUGGAUUCGCUCAAAUUUGGGCUCUUAAAAAAGAAAAGUUUAAGAAUUGAUAAGAGUAAACUGGAUACACCUAGCAAGUCUCUGGAGAGAGGUAUGAUGGAUCCCAUAAAAACAUUGACAAACCCAAAGGAACUCUUAAGUGGAGAGUAUCAGUUUCUGAGAGAUCCAAAUGUAUCUACGAUUGCUCUUGAAGCGGAGAGUAAAUCAAAAUAUGUAAAGGAUAAAAAAAGUUUUUCAUCAACUACGAGAUCACAUCUUCAAAUGACAUCAACCUCUUUGGAACUAAACUCAGUUCAUCAAGGUUUAAUGAAUGACCGCUUGAGGCAAAUUGUUAGAUUAAAGCAAGGAGAAAAUGUUUAUUCUAAAUUAGAUUGCGUGGCAUUUUUAAUGCAAGGUACACGUUAUUCCUUUACUCUAGUCGAUAAACGUGGUUCUAAGAACCAAAGUGAUCGGUUACUUUCUCAUAUUUUGCAACUAGUUCGGAACAGUAAUGAAUUAAGUAAUUCAACUUUAUUUCAAGAAGUCAGUUCAGGAGUUUGUAAUCUAAUUGAUUGGUAUCUUGUUUUGCAAGAAGCGCCAGGAUUACGAUCUUGGAAAGUUUCACGCUCCAUCCUUAACGAGUUGUUGCAUUUCAAGGAUCUACAAGGUGCUGAAAGUAAGUUAAAGAUGUUUCCUUUAUUUUUCAUGUUGUACUAUCUUUUAUGUGUUCUCAGUAUGAGAGAUGAUGCACCAUUCGUCAGCCGCGAUAAGUCUAAAAGCCAUCUUGAAGACUUUGCUAUAAGAUUUUGGUCCUCAUUCUUUGACAGUUUUAGACCAGAAUAUUUUCAUGAGCUCACCACCGAGUAUGAGAAGAAUGAUAAAAUCUACACAUACAGCUUGUUAUAUAUAAUGUUCGCAAUUUUUCAAGAGGAUACUUAUGACUGGUGGCAGCAGAUCAAUGAAGCUCAAAUGAAGUCGCUGGCUUCGAAUCAUCAAAAAUUGGAAGCAGUGUAUUUCUUAGCUACCUUUGUCCCCAAAAGUCAUUCAAAUUGGCUUUGCUUUUAUGAAAUAUAUGAUAGAUGCAAAUUGGAGAAUAAUUCCAUUGUUCACAACCACUUUUUGGAUAUUGUUUACUCUUUAACACAGCUGCAUAGAUGGAAUCUUGAAGAAAGGUUGAUAAUCUUGAUUUACUCUUCCAUAACUUCCCGAAAAUUUUCAAACUUUGAUGAUGAAUGGAUUGUGCCUGAUUUUAUAGGAAGAGUGAAAACCAGAGACGAUAUUCCAGAGACAUCUUUCUUCGAAAGAUUUAUGCACCUUCUAUAUUCAUUUGUUUCAAGUAUACCUCAUGGUACAAACCAGAAGAAGUUGAUCACUAAACUUUUUAUUUCAAGCCACUACAAUUACCAAAAAGAUAAAAGGCAUUUCAUUAUGUUUAUUAACAGAUUAAAUUUCGUUAUACUUUUACUGCAAUUGUCAGCAGUCGACUUGAAGAAUCAGCUCAACGACUUAAUUAAACAGGUUGCCUUUUCGAACGAUAUUGGAAUAUUGGAUCUAUCAGUCGAUGGUAUAGCAGAAUAUACUAAAAUUGUUGCGAUGAAGGGCUUCUCUACACCAUUUGAGUCAUAUUUGACUUUAAUUAAUGCUAUAAUUCCUCCUUUCAAUGAAGUACCCGGUAUAUUGAAGAUCUGGACAAAGCUCAUGCGUGUCUUGGAAACUUCAUUUUUGAAGGAGAAAUCCGGGAAAGGUAAAAUUGACAUGAUUAUUUUACUAAGUGACUUGAAUCUAAAGUCUCUCCCCGAAAGAGCUUCUCAAGAUCUCUGUGCUUUGCUACUAAAUACCUUAAAUGAGUUAUCAAGAAAAGAGACAACCCACAAGUCACUUGAUUACUCACUUGAUAAAAUUAACGAUCAGAUUUUAAAGCUAUUGCAUAGCUAUAUGGGUAGAUUACCUCUUCAGGACAAAUUAAAGGAACAGCGUAUCGAGCGCUCAGUGGAGAUUUUAAUUCAAAUAUGGAUACGAUGCACGUAUACAUCAACUGAUCAAAACUGGAACGUCUUAGUAUUCCAAAAGUAUCCAUAUCUAGGAAAUAGUCAUCUGAGAGAACGCUUUGCGGCCCUAUUUUUCAGCGAAUUAUUAAAAUUCACGAAAUUAGAACAGUGUAUGGAUAAUGUUAUUAGCUGUUUGAUGCUAAAUUUAGCAUCAUAUUCGACGUCAAAAUACCUACCGCAGCUACUUACCCAAUUAACACUUUUACGAUCGGAACUUUUAACUUCACUGAAGCUAUCUAUAUAUAAUAGUGGAAAGUUUUUUCAAGCUGAUAAUUUUAAAUUGCAACUCGUCAAGGACAUCUUCAGUAAUUUAUCAGAGAGUCGCAAAAUCCCCCCAUCAGUGAAAAAAGCAUUUAUCGAAGAGUUCAUGAAAAAGCUUAAUGUGGACUACGAUCAUCACUACUCAAGUACGUGGUUUUCCUCAUUUUGCCGAACCCUGAUUGAGUAUAUACACAAAAGAUUGAGCGAAAUGGUGCUGUCGAGCAAUCAUUACAAAAGGUUGUGCAGCAAAUUAGGAAUUCUGGUAGAAGAGCACGAUAGUAUUGAUUUAAAUACUUUGCCCAUGAAGGAAAGGUUGAGACACAUGCAUUUAGAAGUUAUUUCAGCUAUACUCUUGAAAAAAGACAGUAAAUUAGUGCUAAACAAGUUCAUGUCAAAUCAGAACAGUAUUGUCACUUACCAUCUUAUUAGCAUUUAUUGCAAGGCUAUCAAUUUAAAUGAGCCAAACAAAUGGAUUCUUAUAUCUUAUUUGUUAGAUUGUGUAUGGUCUUCAUUUAAGGGAUACGAACUUUCAAUAUCAGAACCAAAUUUCAAGGAAUUUUUUUUUCUUUUAAUUGACAUACCAGCUUUGAAGAAUGAUUCACAGAGUUUUGAAUUUUAUAGAUUUAAAGCAAUGGAUUCUGUGUUCAGAUUAUGUGAACGAAUAUAUUUGCGCUAUGAUGGAUAUAAGGAUCAAGUUAUUAUAAGUGAGAUGAUUCACGAUGCCCUUAAGUGUCAUUUCAUAAGAAAUAACAACAGAGCAUGUACUUUUUCGCCCUAUCAAAUAGUCGAUAUCCAAGAAUCGGGAAUAGAAUUCCCUAGACACGCCUCUCCAGAGCAACUUGAAGAAGAUACUUUACAGGUAAAAUCUUUGGCAGAACAGAGUUAUGAUAGACUCAACAUUUUAUCAAAUAAACAAAGCUUACUAAUUAUGGAGUCUCUUUAUUUUGACUUCUAA
Priceomyces carsonii is the source of this 4767-nucleotide messenger RNA. RefSeq names its product Mms22p (gene MMS22). The coding region runs from base 1 to 4767 and encodes 1588 amino acids. Gene Ontology annotation, cellular component: nucleus. Gene Ontology annotation, biological process: DNA repair; replication fork processing. The record is from RefSeq and is a predicted model, not a curated record. The transcript has a single exon. NCBI's taxonomy places the organism in Eukaryota, Fungi, Ascomycota, Pichiomycetes, Serinales, Debaryomycetaceae.